GAAUCGGGACUCGCGACGGGCUGCCGUCCCCGCCCUCAGUCCUCCCCUUUUGAGGACCGGACUUCCCUUCUCGGAAGGAGCGUCUGCCGCCCACAGGGCCGCCACCGGGUUCUUAAGGGACUCCAGGUUUCUCUGCUAACCAAGAAGAUCCCCCGCCCCCGGGGCAGGCAAAGCUGAGGCGCAGGGCCGGUAUCCUACUCGUCCAGCCCAGAAAUCGCCCGGGAGGCAUGGGCGACAAGACUUGGCUGCCCUUCCCCGUGUUCCUUCUGGCCGCUCUGCCGCCCGUGCUGCUGCCGGGGGCGGCCGGCUUCACUCCCUCCUUAGACAGCGACUUCACCUUCACCCUUCCUGCCGGCCGGAAGGAGUGUUUCUACCAGCCCAUGCCCCUGAAGGCCUCGCUGGAGAUCGAGUACCAAGUUUUAGAUGGAGCAGGAUUAGAUAUUGAUUUUCAUCUUGCCUCUCCAGAAGGCAAAACCUUAGUUUUUGAACAACGAAAAUCAGAUGGAGUUCACACUGUGGAGACGGAAGAUGGUGACUACAUGUUCUGCUUUGACAAUACAUUUAGCACUAUUUCUGAGAAGGAAUCCAUUAACAACAUCAAGUCCAGACUAAGCAAAAGUGGCCAUAUCCAGACACUGCUCAGAGCAUUUGAAGCUCGCGAUCGAAACAUACAGGAAAGCAACUUUGAUCGAGUCAAUUUCUGGUCUGUUGUUAAUUUAGUGGUGAUGGUGGUUGUGUCAGCCAUUCAAGUUUAUAUGCUGAAGAGUCUGUUUGAUGAUAAGAGGAAAAGUAGAACUUAAAACUGCAAGCAAGAGUACAGAGCAUUGGAAAAAAGAAUGGUAAAAUACAAUAAACUGUUACAGUCAAAAGACCCAUUAUCGUGCAGAAUGCUUUCAAGCAUUAUCAUUCAGUGUGAAACAAGUAUUCUUUUAAUGUGAAAGGGAAAUCUACUUUCUGCGUGAGUAAUCAUACCCGUCUAGUUGUACUUAAGUAUACAAGGGGAAUCUUGAGUCAAACAUAACUAAAUGAAGCCAUAGGAAUAACUGAAGAUUUCUAAUACUAUGUGUGUCUUAAGUAACUGGACACCAGGCUUAUACGCAAUCCCAAACAAUCUGCUUUUCAGAAGUUCUCUUGGGGCAGGCAUUAGUGUGGCAGUGAAUAGAUACCUCCUUGGACGCCUUCCUCCCAUUAGGCUGUCCUUGCAUUCUAGUCCCAGCUCUGCUCCCUGCUGAUAGUCUGAUAGCUUGGAAUGGUUCUGGUUGUUGGGUCGUUGCCACUUAAGUGGAGACCCAGAUUGAGUACCUGACCCUUGGCCGUAGCCUGGGCUGUUGUAAGUGAACCAGCAGGUGGGCAGUAGGCCUCUGUCACUCUGUCUUCCAAAUUAGUUAUAUAUCUUUGCAAUAUAUAAAAUCUCAGCCAACUGAGAAUUACCUAAUUAUGGAUUAAAUAUAUCAGUUUUCCUGUUUACAUCUUUUCUAUAGCUAAAAAUAUUUUGAGAUUUUUUUCUAACCAAAUGCUCAUAUAUUUCAACGUAACAUGUUAUAGAAAAUAUAUUUAGCCCACAUUUCCUGAAAUUAACAUCUUGGUAUUUCUUUUUUACAAAUGUAGUCAGACUUCAAUAAAGCCAAGACACAUCUUUGCUUUGAAGUAAAUAAAUGAUCAGGCUCGAAAAUAAAAUGAAAUAAAACUAUUUAACAACAUCUAGAAUCUGAUAGAGAUCACAGGCGGCUAAUUUCUUAUAUCAACUGGAAGAAGCCAUCUGGCUGUGGGUUUAGCUUUCUAUAGUUACUGUUUUGAAUGUUUUCCAAGUAUUGUGGUAUUUUUUAUAAAUGUAAGACCUACUGACAGGUUUAGCACUGGGUGUACAUAUGUAUUACAAUUUUUAUUAUAAAUGUCAAAGUGGCCUUUAUAAUCAUUUUACAUAAUAGUCCCAAGUUACAAGCACCCAAUACAUGAGUAGUAACCUAUAUAUACUAGUCUGCCAUGUAAGUUUUUUGCAGUCUAUAGAGCCUUACUCAUUUUUCAUUGUGAAUGAAAUAAUUUUCAAUAUAUAACAUUUCUCAUGUUGUUUGUAACAAAUGUACUGGCAGAAACAAUCCAUGUACACUUUAUAUGUAGAGCCCAUCUGUACUGUGAGAGAGAAACUGCCAUAUCAUUUACAGUCUACACUCAGAGUGGUACAGUAAGCAAUGUUUCCCUCUGGCCCUAGGCAAAAGAGCUUAGAUUUGGAUACUCAGAGACCUUUUUUAGAAGGAUGUAAACGCCAUAAUCAAUUCCUUAAAUAAGAAAGUUUCAAGUGUCUAAUGGUGAAAACCCAGUAACAUAUCCAGAACAAGGGCCAGUAAAAACCCUGUCCAUAAAGAGCCCUCCCCUUUCCCUGUCAGUUCAGUUCAUAAUAAGCAUACUUAUAGUACCCUAAUAAAGUGGUUAUAAACUGAGAUUUCCUAUAAAACUGUGAUUAAGGAUUCUACCUCUUAUGUAUGGCUGUUUACUACUCUGAUUUCUUUCCUAAUACUGAAUUUGCUACCUAAUCACUCACAUGAGUCUGUGCCACUGAUUAGAAGCAAGCCUCUGGUUCAAUAACUUAUUACUCUAUUUAAAAAAAAAUGACUAUUUGGAAAACAAAUUUCAAAAUAUUGCCAAUUUUAUUUUUAUAGCUAGAAAGUAGGAUACUUAAGCAUGUUACUUUUUAAGAAAAAUAAAUUUGUAAACAGAA
This is a messenger RNA of Ochotona curzoniae (black-lipped pika), 2716 nucleotides long. RefSeq names its product transmembrane p24 trafficking protein 5 (gene TMED5). Lineage: Eukaryota; Metazoa; Chordata; Mammalia; Lagomorpha; Ochotonidae. The transcript has 4 exons. Bases 228 to 800 code for a protein of 190 amino acids. The record is from RefSeq and is a predicted model, not a curated record. Gene Ontology annotation, cellular component: Golgi apparatus; endoplasmic reticulum; COPII-coated ER to Golgi transport vesicle. Gene Ontology annotation, biological process: intracellular protein transport; Golgi organization; endoplasmic reticulum to Golgi vesicle-mediated transport.